AUGGCGACCGGGCCGCUGAUUGUGCAGGCGUUGAAGGACCUAUGCAUCCGCGCCGUCAGCAGCAACUUCGAGCACAGCCCAACCUUUGGAAAGCUCCCUGAUGCGUCAUGCAAGCGGGUUGUGGAUGGUCUGGCCCUUGAUCUACCACUGGAGCUGGUCGGGACGCUGAUUGCUGAUGAGGAUUACUGGCAGCGGCGCGCGACUGCGCGGUGGCGCAACUGCGACACGGCCGUGCACGGGCGCUCAUGGAAGCAGCUUUACUUCGAGCGAAACCUGCAGGAGGCGCUGGAGCAGUUUGACCAGGGGACUGGCGACCUGCUGGCGCUGCGGCGGCUGAUGACGUACUCGCGCCGCUUUGCACGCAACAUCCGCGUGCGGCAGCUGCCGUCGCGGUUGGACCCGCAGGUCUUCUUUGACGCCAUGGUCAACGCCCCAGCAUCGCUGUGCCUGGCGUACGGGUCGAAAGGGGUGGGCCUGGACUACGACCGGUCCCUUUUUGGCAUGCAGCUGGGCGACUGCCGCUGCCUGGCGCGCGCGCUGGCGCAGACAGAGGCGCUGGUGCACCUGGACCUGUCAAACAACUCGCUCGACGACGACAAGACGCUCAUGCUGGCCAGCGGGCUGGCCAACAACAUCAGCGUAGUGCACCUCGACCUCAGCCACAACAAGGCGCGCGGGCGGCCGGCGAGGCCUGCUGCUGCAGCUAUCGCCGACCGCGGCGCCCGCGCGCUCGCGCGCGUGCUCGACGCGUCCUGCCCCCUGGCCGUCCUCGACAUGUCGGACAACCAGCUGCUCUCUGAGUCAGGGCGGGCCCUGGGGCGCGCCCUUCGGGCCAGCAGGGGGCUGGUGAGCCUCGACCUGCGGCUGAACCGGCUGGGGGACGACGGAUGCAAGGCGCUGCUAGACGCGCUGCGCAGCGGCAGCAGCAGCGGCGGCGGCGGCGGCUGCGCGCCGCUGGAGCGGCUGGGGCUGGCCGCGAACGGCGCGGGCCCCGCGGCCGGCGCGGCGCUCGCCGCCGCGCUGCGGUGCAGCCGGACGCUGUCGCAGGUGGACGCGUCGGGCAACGCGCUCGGCGCGGCGGCGGGCGCGCCGCUGGCCGCGGCGGUGCGGGAGAGCGCGGCGCUGGUGGCGCUCGACGUGCGGCGCUGCGGGAUCGGGGGGGAUCACGAGGAGGCGAUCACCGAGGAACUGCUGGCGCGCGCGGAGCGCAGGGCGAGGGCAGGGCCAGGCGGCGGCGCGCUGGGGGCCAGUGGCGGGCUGUAG
Messenger RNA from Monoraphidium neglectum, 1263 nucleotides. RefSeq names its product T-complex-associated testis. The coding region runs from base 1 to 1263 and encodes 420 amino acids. Lineage: Eukaryota; Viridiplantae; Chlorophyta; Chlorophyceae; Sphaeropleales; Selenastraceae. The transcript has 7 exons. The record is from RefSeq and is a predicted model, not a curated record. Gene Ontology annotation, molecular function: protein binding.